Aspergillus affinis is the source of this 1554-nucleotide messenger RNA. RefSeq names its product alpha/beta hydrolase. Lineage: Eukaryota; Fungi; Ascomycota; Eurotiomycetes; Eurotiales; Aspergillaceae. The transcript is spliced from 6 exons. Bases 1 to 1554 code for a protein of 517 amino acids. The record is from RefSeq and is a predicted model, not a curated record.
AUGGUGGAUGAUUGGGACUCGAUCGCCCCUUCCGCUAAACUCGAAUGGACGCCUUGCUUUCAGAACUACACGUGCUCUCGACUAGAAGUUCCCCUCGAUUACGGAGAUCCGAGCAGGGGUAAAAUAGACAUUGCUAUGAUCAGAAUAGAGGCAAAGAAUGUCACCGAGGGUACCCAGAGCCUGCUUAUCAACCCUGGUGGACCUGGAGUUUCUGGUGUCGACACCAUCAUGGAAUACGGUCCAUCGUUGGGAGAAAUUGUCAACUACCAGCACCACAUUGUAGGAUUUGAUCCUCGCAGUGUUAGACAGAGCGGACCGCGUGUGGACUGCUGGCCCGACCACCCAGAGCGACGAGCCCAAUUCGAAAAAAUAUACUACUCUGAGACUUCCAAUGCUACUUCCAGCUCCCUCGGCAAUCAAUACGCCGCAGCAGAGCUUUAUGGCAAGGCCUGCACAUCAACUGUCGGCGGGUCACACGGAAACGCGUCGUACAUCAGCACGCCAGCCGUUGCUCGAGACAUGCUGACUUACGUCGAAGCGGAACAGGUUGCAGCAGGCAAACCAAAGGAGGAGGGUAAGCUGAUGUUCUAUGGCCUUAGUUAUGGCACUCUUUUGGGCGCAACCUUUGCGCAUAUGUUCCCCGAUCGGAUCGAAAGGAUGAUCCUGGAUGGCGCGGUCGAUGCCGAAGACUACUACUCGAUGAAGUGGCAGGCAAAUUUAUUCGACACCGACGCAGCGUACCAAGGAUUCUUUGACUUCUGCUUCAAGGCUGGGAAGGAAAAGUGUUCAUUCUGGGGCUCUUCACCGCAGAAUAUCAGCGAUCGUGUUGAUAGGAUCUUAGCCAAUCUCAGAUAUAACCCGAUUCCUAUCCCCAGCGGGGAAUUCUGUGACAUCCCGAUUCUGGCGACCUAUUCUAACCUCAAAACGCUUUUGAUGCAGGUCUUGUAUGACCCGCUAAGCAAUUUCCCUCUCCUAGCAAAUGUACUUGCAGGCUUGGAGCAGGGUAAUACUACGGCCUACUCGCUCGCAGUGACGAGUGGAUCCAUCCUACCGUUCAACCCGUGCAACAACGGAACUGUUGGAUCAACCCAGGACUACCCGGUCAUGAUUGAAUGUGUCGAUGGCUAUAACGGGCACAAGAUUCAGAAUAUUACGGAAUUUAGCGACUGGGUUAAGGCCUUGAACACAGAGAGCAAGUUUUUCGGAGAGGUCUUUGCCACUAACUCAGGCGCGGUUUCCUGCCGGUCAGUGGAUGUAACUCCACCAGAAACCGGAAGAAUACAUGGAUCCAUUCUUGACCGCAAGAACACCUCGUUCCCGAUCUUGUUUCUCACCCAGCAGAGUGAUCCAGCCACCCCCAAGCGAAACGCUUAUAAAAUGUCUUCCGUAUACCCCAGAUCGGUGGUCCUCAAGCAGGACGCAGUCGGACACACGGCUUUCGUCAGCGCAUCAAACUGUCUUCUGGAGAAUGUCCAGGGCUACCUGAUGAACGGUCAGCUCCCAGCUACCAACAUGACUUGUAAAGCGGAUCGAAUUCCGUUCCAGGAUAUUUAA